CGACGAGCUCUGACCGAAGAGGUUGCUGGUGAAGGGAAUCGAUCCCGGAUCUCCCAAAAUAUUCUUAGAAUAUAUUUUAAACAUUUAAUAUAUCUUGACCAUGCAAAACUAACUUGACCCUCACGCCUCUCUUAAAAUAUCCUCUUUUUAUUUCCUAUAAAUCCCUCUGCUUUUUCCUUUCAAUUUUCUUCAUAAUUCCAACAAAUUCUAUUUUUCUUUUGCUACCAUUUCCAUUUCAUCAGCCUCCAUCCCACGAGCUUGUUAUUACCCUCUCAUUAAAGUAACAAUGGCUCGUUUUGAAAUGAUGCUUUUCAUUGCUUUGGUUAUUCUAUUAGUCUGUACUGCACCAUGUUUUGAAGCAAGAAAACUUUUGAACAGCAAGGAUAAGAAGAAUACUGAUUCAGCUCGUUCUCGAGAAGCUAAUUUGCUAUUAAAUGCCCUUCCCAAAGGAAAAAUCUCACCUUCUUCACCGAGCAAAAGAGGUCACGCCGCAUUUGUUAAUUAUAAGAAAAAGCAAUAUGCUGGCGGCCAUGUUGAUCGCAAUUUGGAGUCAGUCCCAAGUCCUGGAAUCGGCCAUCGGGCAAUUCGUGCACGGCUCUUCUGAUUUUGCAGUGGGAUGUAUUGUAAUAUGUACAAUAGUGUUUGAUAAUUUUAAUAGUACAUAUGAAUGCGAUGAGAGUUUGAUUCAAUAGGAGAGAUGUCUCAUGAUUUUUAACGGGUAGGUCGAGAGCUCAAGUCACAUAGAAGAUUAAUCGAAAAUGGUCGUUAAUUAAUUACCUGAGACGGGUGGGAAAAAGGCACUAUUUUGGAUGCUGUUAGUAGUAGUAUUGUUGGUAUUCUUGAGAUUUUGACUGUGAAGUACUAUAUAAUAGAUCUUUGAUU
This is a messenger RNA of Nicotiana tabacum (common tobacco), 882 nucleotides long. The record is from RefSeq and is a predicted model, not a curated record. NCBI's taxonomy places the organism in Eukaryota, Viridiplantae, Streptophyta, Magnoliopsida, Solanales, Solanaceae.